CUUUUCCUUUUUAUCUUGCAACAGCAGUAUUUUCAUUAAUGCUAAUCCUUGCCAGAAAUGCCGCCUCGUGCAAAAUCAAAAAAGUCCCAAGCAGAUAAUGCCUCUAAAGAUAUCACGCCCAAUUCUAAUUCCAAUUCGUUUCCAGGAUGCAUUCGACAGGUGACUCCAUCUUCAGUGGCUAUAAGUGUGCAUGCCAAGCCCGGAUCCAAGCUCUCUGCCAUCACAGAUAUUGGUGAUGAGGCAGUUGGAGUACAGAUAGAUGCACCUGCGAGAGAUGGAGAAGCAAAUGCGGCACUGACUGAGUAUAUUAGUUCGGUUCUGGGAUUAAAAAAAAGACAGGUAUCUUUAGGUUCUGGAUCAAAAUCAAGGGAGAAGAUUUUGCUUGUAGAAGACUCUUCAUUACAGCAUGUGUAUGAUGCUCUGAAGAAAGCUUGCAAUUGAAAAGUAUUUUGGCAAGUUAUAUUAUUGAAGGGUUUAUACAACAUAAGAUUAUUUAUGAUAAAGUAAUGUACUGGUAUAUGUGCAUAUUUUUCAUGUGCCCUUUCUUUGUUUACGAAUGGUCGGAUAGAUGCACAGAUGAUCUAGUUAAGAAUGUGGCUAAAAGCUUAGCUUGCAUGAUAAAAUGGAAUCCACUUUUGGAGACAACAUGAACAAAGCCAUUAGAUUUUACUUCUGUUUAAUGCCAUUUUUUUCCAUAAUGUUUAUCUUUGAAAA
This is a messenger RNA of Cryptomeria japonica (Japanese cedar), 714 nucleotides long. RefSeq lists its product as uncharacterized. Lineage: Eukaryota; Viridiplantae; Streptophyta; Pinopsida; Cupressales; Cupressaceae. Bases 58 to 441 code for a protein of 127 amino acids. The transcript is spliced from 3 exons. The record is from RefSeq and is a predicted model, not a curated record.